Messenger RNA from Actinia tenebrosa (Australian red waratah sea anemone), 2266 nucleotides. RefSeq lists its product as uncharacterized. The record is from RefSeq and is a predicted model, not a curated record. NCBI's taxonomy places the organism in Eukaryota, Metazoa, Cnidaria, Anthozoa, Actiniaria, Actiniidae.
AAAUAUUGUUUCAGAACAGACAUCUUUGAGCGCGCUCGACGUCGGGAGCUGCGCGAGGCGGAAUUGUACUGACAGCUCGUGGCUAAGUGUUGGCGAUUGUCACUUGUCAACAGUUUUAACUUUUGAUGUCAAUAACACAUGUCACCUAAUCCGCAGCCCGCAUCAUAAAAGAUCUGUGCUUUCCCUGUGGCGGCUUCGAAAAGCGGUGACAGUCACAAACUGAUAUUUACAACAAAAACAGUAAAGCUCAACCAUCAACGAUGAAGUAUUUGAAUCCUCGAACAUGCUUUCCUAUGCUCGUGAUUCUGUUUAUAUUUAUCAGUCGAGGACAAAGCGCUCAGGAAAAUUCCAGCAAGGACCUCCAGGUAGGCCGGGGAAGAAUGGAAAGGAUGGAGUAAAUGGUACCAUGGGUCCUAAAGGAGGUCAGGGUCCACAGGGGCCUCAAGGGACUCAGGGGCCUCAGGGCCCUCCGGGACCUCCAGGACCAAUGGCAAAGGUCGAUAAUUCAACAUUGAACAAGAGCUGCAACGAAACGAAAGACUACGGACAAAUAAAAUACUCUAACUAUAACGUCCAGGUCUGUACUCCAACGGGAUGGAAGAGUUUGGCCUUAAAGGAAGACAUCUGUGACAACUCAAGCGUACCUAGAAUAGAUUUAGAAACCUUUAAGAUAUCAAAGUUUGGUGCUCUUUUCCAAUUUAACGAUAACCUCAGAGUGAAUCUUAGCCCGGGGAGUGUCGCCACGAGCGUUAAUCUCACCGCAGCUUUUGAAGAUCAUGCAUCUAACAAUACAGUGCCCGAGUACCUACCUAGCGCGAUGAGUAAAGCAAUUCGACUAAAAGGAAGAAAACAUAUCAACCUCAUUGGGAUCCCUGUGGAUUUCUGGUCCGGAAAUGAAUGGUCUGUCAUGGCACUAAUCAAAUUUACUGACCAAGGGUUAAAUUCCCAGAAGGAAAUUCCAGUUAUUGGUGCUGGCGGGCAACAAAAUGGCAAAGGAUUUCACCUGGGCAUAAGAUCUAAGCGCGUUUUGCAUGGGUUUUACUCAAAUGAUAUGAUUGGAGAUGCGAUACUGAACUUUGACCAGUGGUAUCAGAUAACGUGGACCUGGAAAAAGGCUUCUCCAACAGGAACGAGGCAGAUAUUUGUAAAUGGAGUUUUGGAUAAAAAACAAGAUGGAACUUCUGGUUUUAAUGGAAAGAGUGAUAACACGGAGAUAGGAGCGUGGUGGAACGACACAUCGAACAGAAAUAACAACAUCCAAAUUGACACUCUGUAUAUCAUUGAUAAAGUGGUGGACUAUAAGAGCAAAUGGACUUCCACUGACUGGCUUGAGCUCUGUCAAGCUCGACUUGUCAACAACGACAUGCCCUAAUAGACUGUUUUUGGGAUGCGUGUGACGUCAUAGCUAGCCGCCAUGUUGGAUGACUUUAAGAAAGGAUUUGGUCGGGUUUUUUUGUCAUGUCAUCCAACAUGGCUAAUGUUUGGGAGGGAUCCACGCCUCCACACAGACCUUGAAACCUUGCAUGAUAUAUUGUUUGGUUUUUAUCGGCCGCCAUGUUGGUUGAAUUCGAAACCCGAAAUUUGUUAUUUGUUAUAAGAUGGCGGUCACGUUGUGGUCGCGUUUUACAUUAUUCAGUAAAAUCUCUCGGAAAUGAUUUCAAAUCAUUCACAUGCCUUAUGUGUAAACCACAGGGAGCCCACUUAGAGUAGUUCUUGUUCAAAAAAGCUUUCGUUCAAUUUUAUGGAUCAACAAAGAGAGAUAAUGAGAUAAGAAAAUUGCUUUUGGUGAACGGGUAGUUAGUUAUAGAACAGUAACAUUUCUUGUUAUUUUUUUCUUUCUUUCUUUCUUUGUUUCUUGUUUUCAACACUUUCUUUCUGUCUGUCUGUCUUUUCUUCUUUGUCUCUUUUCUUCAAGAAGAAGUGACAAUUGUUUAUACAAGCAACCCUUAACUACAUUUCUAAAAAAAGACGACAUCCAACACAUGGAUGAAUAUGGGCAAUAUUAAUGGUCUCUGAAUAUUUAAUUUUAAAUUGAUGUUAAUAGAGUGCACGCACUAAAUCCGUGAACAUUAGUACUAUUAAGUACUAUUUCAUACAGAAUCCUUUGUUUUCUAUUGUUUAUUUAUCACCAUUUAGUACUAAAAGUUAGUAUUUGUUUCACGGGUUUAGUGCGUUCACUCCGCUAAGAACUCAUAACAAAGUACAACUGUUCCCAAUAUGUACGACUAUAAAAUUCUCUGUAAUAAAUAAAUCAUUCUCAAAUCCG